Messenger RNA from Lutzomyia longipalpis, 2304 nucleotides. RefSeq names its product neutral and basic amino acid transport protein rBAT-like. The coding region runs from base 276 to 2168 and encodes 630 amino acids. NCBI's taxonomy places the organism in Eukaryota, Metazoa, Arthropoda, Insecta, Diptera, Psychodidae. The transcript has 4 exons. Gene Ontology annotation, biological process: carbohydrate metabolic process. The record is from RefSeq and is a predicted model, not a curated record.
UUGUUGCGGGAAAAUCGGAAAAUUCACGUGCUAGCCGAUAAAUGCGUCGCAACGCUUCGUUCUACGACCUAUGAAUGAUAUUUUUGGGCAUCUGUCAGUGUUGAGAAAAAAUUCUCUUUUUGCUAUUUGUGUUGAAAAGAAGUCGAGCAAAUAUUGAGAGACCCUGAGCAUUGUAUUUUCUGCUAAUUGGUUCAAUUGAUUCGCAUCUUCAAGUUGUGAUUCCUUCAAUUGAGACCAAGUGAAGUUUUAUUUUGUGCACAAGAACACGUUGUGAGAUGAAUAAUUUGGGUAUUUCGACGGAUCCUGCUCUCCUUGGGGUAGAUUUGCCCUCAUCACUCACGACCUCACCGUCUGUGUCAACCUUCAUGCCCGAAGAGGAUGCAUCCAUAUGUCCACUCCUCCCAACAACACCCAGCCCACCGCCAAUGGAUUUUAUACAUCCCCUCACGCCAAGUACGGGGAUUGAUGAAGGAAAUAAUGAAGAUCUCGGUGGUGAGUUUCAAGGUGAUGAUGCUCAAGCAGAUUCAAGCUCUUCAGGAAGUAGCUCAGGCAUUGGGAUUCAAGUCACUGCCAAUGGACCAGGAUCUCUCUUCAAUAAGCACGCAUAUCAGCAUUUGGGCAGCAAAAAUGGAGACAUUACGCAAGACAAUGGUGUUACCCAAACAGGAGUCUUUAGCAUCCCCAUGACAAAGGAUACACCGUCUUUUGUGAACUGGAACUGGCCUCUCAUCCGCAAAUGUACCUUCUUCCUCUUCAUGUCCGGUCUCUUUGCAAUGUGUGCCAUUGUUGUUGCCAUGAUGUUCAAAUUACCCAAAUCCUGCAAUCCCGAAGUACCCUGGUACAAGGGAGCUGUCUUCUAUGAGAUCUUCCCGGCGAGUUUUCAGGAUUCCAAUGGGGACGGUUUGGGUGAUUUAAAGGGCUUGGCGAGUCGCAUUGAUUACCUGGAGAGUUUGGGCGUUGGAGCUGUACGGUUGAAUUCAAUAUUCCCCGCCAAGCACUAUCCGGAUCACUUCCAGAAUGUCACAACUCUCCUGGACAUUGAUGAAAUUCUGGGAACUCCGAGGGAUUUAACGUAUUUGGCGCGUAUACUGCAAAGAAGGAAUAUUUCAUUGAUCCUGGACCUUCCCAUUUAUCCUCUUGUUAAGCAUCUCGCUGUAAUUCGUGAGAAUUUCACGGAAGCAACAAACUCAACUGACACGGAAGAUGAGGAAGUGUUCCAGGAUAGUGACACUUCGGAAGAUCCUGUACUUACAGCUAUGCGAUUUUGGCUCUCAAUGGGUGUGGAUGGAUUCUAUGUGAAAGGACUCGAGAACUACGCAGGUGAUCCGUAUUUAAUUGAGAAUCUUCAAGAGUGGAAAUUCGCUUUGGGCUCUGAUCGGAUUCUCAUGGUUAGUAAACUCGUCUUUGACUCUGUGGAUGAUGACACGGCGGAGAAGGUGAGGCAUUGCGUGGAUUUGGUGGAUGUUUUCGUGGAUGUCUCCAAUGGGACAAAAGUCAUUGCUGAGAAGGUUCAAUCAAUCCUCAAUUCUCGCUUCCUGGCACCUGGUUUUGGUCCAUGGAUUCACUGGAGUUUGGGUGGUGUAACCGAGAGAAGAUUGGCCCAAGGAACAAGCUCAAAUAUUUCUCUAGCAGCCACACUCAUGCAGCUCAUGCUUCCGGGAACUCCGAGCAUUUUCUACGGAGACGAAGUUGCUCUGCAGGAAGUUUAUGAUCCUCUCGGGGAGCACGAAGAGUCCAAGCAUCUGCAUCAUCUCUCAACAAUGGUUUGGGAUUCGGAAAUUCAGUUCACGGUGAAAGAGCAUUUGCCUUGGCUACCUCGGGGAGCCUUUGUGGCUUUCCAUCAUUUUGAACAUGUGGCAGGGAUGAUAAGACUUCGUGGAAUUUCUCCUUCCAUCUACCAGAAUGCCGUCAUAAAGGAACAUCAAUCGGUUCUCAAUACUGCUGUGAGAUACAGCAAAAAUGAUAUCUUAAUCCUCGAAAGAUGGUACCCCAGACGAAAUACCUUCACAUCAAUCUCAAAUUUUGGAAGUAAAUCCCUCGUCCUUGACCUCUCGGGGAUGUUCUAUGCGGGAGAAAUAAUGCUGGGAUCUCUCAAGGGGGAAAAGGUCUUCUUCAGCAGUAUCCAAGUGAAGCCAAUGGAGACGAUUAUUGUAAAGCUGGACAAGUAAGAAGCAAAAGUUUUCAUGAAAAUUGAAAAUUUUUAUUACUCUAGCAUCAGUAAUAAUAAUCUUAAAUGUAUAAAAAAAUACAAAGAUUUUCUGUCUAACAAUGAAAAUAUUACAAAAUAAAAUUGAGAAUCCUAAA